Uloborus diversus is the source of this 1312-nucleotide messenger RNA. Its product is annotated as leucine-rich repeat flightless-interacting protein 2-like. The transcript has 12 exons. The record is from RefSeq and is a predicted model, not a curated record. Gene Ontology annotation, biological process: regulation of DNA-templated transcription. Bases 47 to 1312 code for a protein of 421 amino acids. Lineage: Eukaryota; Metazoa; Arthropoda; Arachnida; Araneae; Uloboridae.
CAGAUUAAUCCCGUCAUAUGUGCUUUCGUGAUUAUUUUAUUUUCGUAUGGCUACUUCAAGUAGUGGUCGACGUAGAGUCACAGGCAAGCUCUAUGCUGCCGAAGACCAAGCAUUCAAUCAAAUUGCAAAAGAGGCCGAAGCCCGACUAGCAGCGCGGCGCCAAGCUCGAGCAGAAGCCAGAGAAAUUCGUAUGAGGGAGCUCGAAAAACAACAAAGAGAGGCUGACGAGCAGAGCGAUCGUCAAUAUGAACUGCUCACAGAUGUAUCCAGAAAUCGUUCUGCUGUGGAGAAUGUCCGGACUCCCUCCUAUGUGUCUGGGACGUCUUCCUACACCAGUUCGAGAAGGAGCAGUGAAGAUUCCACAGAUGCGCUGGAUUUGAGGGAGCUCAGAUCAUGCCUCAGCGGUAGGGAACUGAAGAUUCAGUUGUCUGAUUUGGAAGAGAAGUUCCGUAGAGCCAUGAUCAGUAAUGCUCAGCUGGAUAACGAGAAGUCUGCAUACAUAUACCAAGUAGAGACUUUGAAAGAUGAGAUAGAAGAAAUGCAAGAGAAUUUGACACAAAUUCAGAGAGAAUAUAGAGAAAAUAAACGGGUAUAUGAUCAACUCACGAGAGAUUUUAAGAGCUUGAAAGAAGAAAAUGAGUGCUUGCUACAAAGUUUGAAGCAAAGGGAUGAUCUUAUAAAAGAACAUGGUCUUGUUCUGGUUGGGGAAAAUUCCAUGAAUGGAGACAUCAGUGAAGAACACAUUUCGAAACCUCUGAGCAGAAAGAAAAGCAAGCAGAACUCCAAGGCAUCCUUGCUAUCUUGGCAUUCUGCACAGCUUUUAGAUCAAGUUGGAAAUGGUUCGUUGGAUGUACGGUUAAAGAAAUUCGUGGAAGAAAAACAAGAGCUUUUAGAUGAAAUUUAUAGGUUGCGUCUAGAUCUAAAAGAAGAACGGCAAAAAUUAUCUAAAUUAGAGAAUGGCAAUUCAAAUCAUAGCCCCCAUACUAAUGGACCUGAUAUUAAGGUUUUAGAGCUUCAACGGGAAGCAAAUAAGCAAGUUAGUGACUAUAAAUUCAAAUUGAAGAAGGCAGAGCAAGAAAUUACGACUUUACAAAGCAAUAUUUGCAGAUUAGAAAGUCAAGUGGCAAGGUACAAAACUGCGACAGAAAAUGCAGAAAAGACUGAAGAUGAUUUGAAAGCAGAAAAAAGAAAAGUGUUAAGAGAGUUGAGAGAAGCCCAGUCAAGGAUAGAAGAGCUAGAGACUUCAAACUCUCACCUUCAAAAACGUAUUGAUAAACUGAAGACUGCAAGAAAUGCUUUGAGCAAAAGUUAA